AUGCGGAAUCUUUCCUUUUUCAUUCUUGGUUUAACUUGGAUCUUUGUGGCUGCGAAUCCGAUUCGACCAACGAAAUUAGGGAAUGACGAUACGUUGCUGUUUGUGAAUGCGGCGUGGAGACACGGGAAUCGAGCACCCGAUGUCCUCUCGAAUGGCUCACUCAUCUCGUAUUUCAAAUAUGGAACUGGUCAAUUAACAGAGGAGGGAAUCGAGAACAGCUAUCAGCUUGGACGACAAUUGGCCAUACGAUACAUUAACACCGGUUUCCUGAAUCGAACACUCAAUGUUAAACAAGUGAAGCUGAGAUCGGUGGCUUUCGAGAGAUGUCUAUCGACUGCCGUAGCUGUCGGACAAGGAAUGUUCAGCGACAUAAAGCGCUCGAUUCCCCUUCCGAUUCCCGUUUUCACCGAGGAAUUCUCACGAGAUUCGAUGAUGGCUCCGAGUUGGUACACUUGUGCGCGCAAUGUCGAAAUCCAAAAGGCUCACUGCGCUAAUUAUACUCUUUACAAAAAGUACAACGAAUUCAUCGCUGAAGCGUUUUUCUGUCUCGGUUGGGACAAGAAAUCGAAAUUUUUCCACACAAGAGACGACGCGAAAAUGGUUGAAGGAAUAGUGAACGAGUACUUGGCUCAAGUGGAGAGUCGACCGCCUGAAGUGGUCGAGGAGGCGAGGAGAAUAUAUCAAGAUAUUCAAUCCUAUCAAACUGGCUUCUACCCACAUAGUGAAGUCGAGCUGGCCAAAUUGCAUGGAGGACAGUUGCUGGGAGCAAUGCUUGGAGAUUUCAACUUCCACAAAGAUUGCAAUGAGACGAGUACAAUGUUAUGUCAGAAGAAAUUUGCUGGCUACUCAACGCAAGAUUUCAUUCUGGCAGCAAUGCUCGAGUUGGUCGAUUUGAAAGAGAAAAUCCUCGGUAUUCAAUCUCCAUUUUUCUCUUCAGCAAUCAUUAUCGAGAUGUGGAAAAGGCCAUGCGGGGAUCGAUAUAUUAAAUUUUACUAUCGUCAUGGUCCGGGCGAACGCUCGAAAAUGGUGGACUACACAAAAGAUGUUCGCGGGUGUAAAGGACAAGUCGAGUGUGACUUUGAUGAUUUCACGAUUUUUAGACGACGAAUUCGAUUCCGAAUACAAAUUCAUCGAAAUGUCUGCCAUUUGGCAAUGAUGAAAAUGACGCCUUUCCGAGCAUUUCUCGUACUCUUCUUUGUCUAUUUCCCCGGUAUUGUCGCGAGUUUCCAAUUGAUUCACGUGUUUAGUAUUUGGAGACACGGUGAUCGGGCACCGGUGCGCCUUUUCUCAUCGCCUGAAGCUGCUGCACAUUCUCUAUUCAAGAAUGGACUCGGAAAUCUCACUGAUCAAGGGAUCCGCCAUGCGCAUAAAAUGGGUGAAUUUUGGCGAAAGCGCUACGUGGAGAACGGUUUCAUCUCAUCACCCGAACAAAUCCACGUCCGAUCGACGAGUCAUGUGCGAACGCAGCGCACAGCCAAAGAGGCGUUCAGCGCCCUCUUUCCCAAUGAAAAUUUUGAGCUCGAAGUUUACCCAAUUGAUUGGGUUUGUGUUAAGAAAGCUUUAUUUAUA
Molecule: messenger RNA, 1569 nt
Organism: Mesorhabditis belari
Lineage: Eukaryota; Metazoa; Nematoda; Chromadorea; Rhabditida; Rhabditidae
Source: the annotation of a GenBank genome assembly